AUGCACGAGCAGUCCCUUUUCGCCUCGGUCCCUGCGCACCAACAUCAUGAGCUUCUUCAGCAGCUCGCCGGGCUGACUGCCAUGCAGCCCCGCCACUGCCUGGAGCGGCGGUUAAUCUUCAAGGCCUUUCGGAAACCAGGGCUGGCGGGGCGCACCGGAGCCAGUCAGGAUCUCCAGCAGGGCGACAUGCAACGCUUGAACAAAAUGCUGAAUGGGAACACGUACUACACGCAAGCUGUCGGUCCAGUCACCGAGGCGGACUUUGGAUCUUCCGACUCCGAUGCUCAGAUGAUCGGGACGGAGCCGAUCUACGAUUACGGGCAACAACCGUGGAAAUUGGAGUUUCGCGAUAUUCCCGAAGCUGGGACGCGGUCUGCGGUCACCUCGAGGCUGAUGUCCAGUGCAGUGCUGCCGAGGGGCAAUGUCAUACCACUGAUGUUUGCGUGGGGAUACAAUUUCAAAGCAGAAUUUGUGGUCGAAGGUGAUAUGUUUGUUCACAACGACAUUGCCAUCUUUGUGCAUCGGGUGCUCCAAUACCCAGAUGAGUCCAGCCAACCACGGGAAAUACUACCUGCAUUCAAGGAUAUGACUCUACUGGAGGAGAGUGGAAGCUAUGUGUUGCAGGCGUUCAUCACUGUCCAAGACGGCAGUAAUCAAGAAACAAUGAAGACGGCCUCGCAGCACCUCUUCGGAUUACGAGAACAACUGAAAUCAGCCGUUCGUUUGGAGCAGGCUGAUCGACUGUCACUCGACACACGGGCAAAAUAG
Penicillium salamii is the source of this 768-nucleotide messenger RNA. Lineage: Eukaryota; Fungi; Ascomycota; Eurotiomycetes; Eurotiales; Aspergillaceae. The record is from the annotation of a GenBank genome assembly.